AUGGAAGAAAGUCAAACCCUCCUGUACGAAAAAUGUCAAAGCCACAUACACAAGCCGCUACAGUUACACCCAAUCGAUCCCAUUCUCCUCCAUUCCAGUCACCUACCGUCAAAGAUAGAAAUCGCUCAGACGUUGAACUCGUUGCAGAACGAGAAGCAACAGCUGCAGCUGCAUGAGGAGACUACCGAUUAUCUAACUCGAAUUCUGGAAAAGUUGGAUGCUGAAAGGCAACAACUCGAAACUCAGAUUUCACAGCGUCAUUCCAUUACCACCGUCCAGCGUACGGUUCCUGCGGAAAUCUGGGAAACCAUAUUUUCAAUUGCCUGCUCAGGUAGCUCCGAAGACGGUUAUUCUCUGUCAAUGACAAUGACACCCAAUCUGUGGUCCUUUGCUACUACCGUGUCUGCAUUCCCGAUCGUACUCUCGCACGUCUGCCGCCGCUGGAGGGCCAUUGCUAAUAGCUGCCCCACGCUUUGGUCUUCAAUUAGCAUCAAUGGGCUUAGGGAUUUCUCCACGGAACACAAGAUCCUGAUCGAGACCUUUCUGGAAAAAUCAGCAAAGUGUCCUUUGAAUCUUCGUGCAGCGGAAGAUUGGUCGGGACGCACUCCGAGUGUGAUGUGGGAACUAUUGAAGAGUCAUUUCCUACGGCGGUGUGGGCGACUAUAUCUCGAUCUGAUAGGCUUCUCUUCUCUUGAUAAUUUUGAAGAGACGGAUAUCACAUUCCACCAUUUAUUGUCUCUCCGCCUUGAUUCCCCCAUUCCCGGUGAACUGAACUUGAAUAGUCCGUUCUGGCAGGCGAUAUGUCACGCUCCGAAGCUCACGCAAGCCCAAAUAUGCAAAAUUUACCCCCCCAACUCGCUUCCCUAUCCCCAACUCACUACAUUGGUCCUUGACACCAUUCUCCUCAGGCGUGUGGAACACCUGCUCCGAGUGCUUGAGCUCUCCAGUAACCUCCGUUCUUUUGCGCUUCUGGACGCUUAUCCGGAUGAUCAUCCAAAUUCCCUUGAUCACAUCAUUCGUCCUGUUGGAAUGCCCUCAUUACGCACUUUGUCAUUCUACUCGAACAGCAAGUUGCUACGAAUAGACAAUCCAAUACUCGAAGUAUUGUGUUCAUCACUGGUGAUGCCUACUCUUUCAGCCUUUGGUCUGGGGUGCACAAGUUCGACUACAAACGUAACGCGUUGGCCCUCCUCACUCCUCGCCAUGUUGCGACGGUCAUCGCCAACUCUGCGACACAUGUGGCUUUCCCUUUGUCCUGACUAA
Marasmius oreades (fairy-ring Marasmius) is the source of this 1263-nucleotide messenger RNA. RefSeq lists its product as uncharacterized. The coding region runs from base 1 to 1263 and encodes 420 amino acids. The transcript has a single exon. NCBI's taxonomy places the organism in Eukaryota, Fungi, Basidiomycota, Agaricomycetes, Agaricales, Marasmiaceae. The record is from RefSeq and is a predicted model, not a curated record.